This is a messenger RNA of Bicyclus anynana (squinting bush brown), 3408 nucleotides long. RefSeq names its product zinc finger protein ZFPM1-like. The coding region runs from base 388 to 2100 and encodes 570 amino acids. NCBI's taxonomy places the organism in Eukaryota, Metazoa, Arthropoda, Insecta, Lepidoptera, Nymphalidae. The transcript is spliced from 3 exons. The record is from RefSeq and is a predicted model, not a curated record.
GGAGCGGAAUUGACGUUUUUAUUAUUAUUAUUAUUAUUAUUAAAUAUAUAUUUAUAUUUCGUUUUAAUUUACAAGUUUUUGGCCAUCAUUAAUAUAAUUUUUUGUAAUAUUUUUAUACCGUUUUAUACAACUGUGUUACGUAAAUUGACAUAAAUAGUAUUAAAGUAAUCUGACGACAACAAGCGCGGGGGGGCGUAUUUAAGUUUGAUUGAAGUUUUACGGAGUUUGACAGUUCGUGGGUUCGAAAUUUGAAAUUUGACGUUUCGAGGAAGAUGGCGGAUUGUGUGUUCGUAUGUUUCGCCGGGUUCGUCGACCUCGCUGGGCGGCAGUAGGAUGCUCAACUUUCAAAAUAUUUGACGUUUGCUUUACCCAUGCGGCGGUGACGCGAUGUCGGUGGCGCCGGCGGUAAAGCGCGAGCGCGAGUGUGAGAGCGGCGGCGGCAGCCCGGGCCGCAAGCGCCGCAAGCAGGCCGCGCCGGCGCGCGCGCAGCCGCCGCCGCUCGACCUGCACGCCAAGAUGCAGGACAUCUACAAGAGCGCGCUCGCGUUCGGCGAGCUCACGCUGCCCGCCUUCGACCCGCUCGCCGCCUUCCGCCUGCUGCCGCGCCACGACCCGCCGCGCAUCUUCAACCCCGAGGCGUACUGCGACUUGUGCUGCAAGGAGUUCUGCAACAAAUACUUCCUCAAGACGCACCGCGCCAACAAGCACGGCAUCUACGACGGCGAGCCGCCCGCGCCGCCCGCGCCGCCGCCCGGCUCGCCGCCGCGCCGCUUCUCCGACGACGACUCGGGCGGGGCCCCGCGCCGCCUGUCGCCCGACUCGGCGCGGCGCGCGCGCGAGGCCGCCUUCCAGCCCGACGCGCUGCGCCGCCUCGGCGUCGCCAACCCGGAGGCCUUCUGCGAGAUCUGCUGCAAGGAGUACUGCAACAAGUACUUCCUGCGCACGCACCGCGAGCGGCGGCACGGCGCGCCCGCCGAGCGCUCGCCGCCCGCCGCCACGCCCCCCGCGCCCGCACCCGCGCUCGCGCUCGCGCCCGCUCCCGCGCCGUCCCCGCCGCGCGCGCUGUCGCUCCCGCCGCCCUACGACGACGAGCCGCAGGUGAAGCGCGAGCGGGACGAACGAGACGAGUUCGAGGCGGCGCUGCGCGAGGGGCAGACGAGCCCGCUCAACCUCAUCGUGGAGGAGCGCGGCGGCGCGUCGCCCGGCUCGGCCAGCGAGGAGCUGCGCAAGCUGCAGACGAUGAUCUCGCAGCUCAACGAGCUGGCGGCCGAGCGGCUGGCCGACGAGCCCGACGCGCCGCGCGCGCCCUCCGCCUCGCCGCCGCCCGACGAGCGCCGCACGGGCGCCGCCGGCUCCAGCUUCUGCGAGAUCUGCAACAAGGAGCUGUGCAACAAGUACUUCAUGCGCACGCACAUGCAGCGCAUGCACGGCAUCUCGCUGGAGAGCGGCACGCAGCUGGGCGGCGUGACGUGCGACAUCUGCCACAAGGAGCUGUGCAGCAAGUACUUCCUGCGCGUGCACAAGCACAACACGCACGGCGUGCCCGCGCCGCCCGCGCCCGCCGCCGCGCCGCCCGAGCCGUGCCCGCUGUGCGCGCGCCGCUUCCGCGGGCCGCGCGCGCUGCGGGCGCACCUGCUGGCCGAGCACGCGCCGCCCGCGCGCCCGCCGCCGCCGCCCGCGCGCCCGGAGCCGCCGCGCGACAGGCCGUACGCGUGCGCCUACUGCCCGUUCACCACCGACGUGCUGGCAUUCCUGUUCGCGCACGAGCGCGCGCACGCGGCGCCCGAGGAGGCGGAGGCGGGCGCGGAGGCGGCCAGCGAGGGCAGCGGCUCGGCGUCGGGCGAGGACGCGUACUCGUGCUCGCGCUGCGAGCUGCGCGCCGACAGCUUCGCGGCGCUGGAGGCGCACGUGCGCGCGGCGCACGGCGGCGGCGCGCUGCUGGCCGUGCCGCGCGCGCCGCGGGCGCCGCUCACCAUGCAGCCCUUCGUGCUGGAGGAGGCGGGCGGCGCGCUGAGCCUGCUGCCGGCGCUGGUGUUCCUGCCGGUGCGGCGCCGCGCCACGCGCCGCGCCACCGUGACGCUGACGCUGACGCCCGCCUGAGCAGCGACCGUACUGAUACUAUAACGCUGUGUGCCUUCGAGCGGUCGCUCGCCCGAUCGUUCCCGAGGAGCUGUCCGCGGCCGCCCCGAGCGGUGGCCCCGUUUUUUAUUUGACAGAGUCUAACUUCGUAUAUUGAGAAUUAUAUUCACGGGUGAUAUAUGAAACGUUGCCGCUUAUGAAUCGGUUAAUUUAUUAUCUCCUCGACGUUGGGUCGGUCCGAGACGAGUUUUUGAAACGUCGAUUUCGAUCGGGAGAAGAAAUACACCCUAGGCUUAGUUAUUAUUAUUUACGAUAUGUAUUGUAUCGGUGAGUGCGCACUCCCGUAGUCGUAGUGUGAGAUGUUGGUCACUACGACCCAGUACGACCGCUCUACCUCACUAGUAAGCUGUUAUGUAUUGUUUGAGUCGAUGCUCGCCGCGGACGGAGCCGCACGUCAGCCACUCGACACUAUUACCGUCGUCUAGGGACGACCUAAGCACAAAGAUACGUACUAUUGGGCAGUGAUCAACAUUAAACGUAAUGUUAGCGUAAUGUGGCGCGGCCCCGCGGCGCAGUUACGGGUAUGUUGCGGCGGCGGGCAGAGCCCCCGCCCGCGCCGCGGGCCGAGCCGGUAUAUUCUAUUUAUUUACAUAGUCAUUUAUAUUUAACUUAAUACGUUACUGCGGACGCGUCCUGUUCGUCUCUUGUAAGGCAUUAUAUAUUCGGUUUUUGUACAUAUUCCAUUUCGAAAAAGUUAACUUGAAUUUAUGUGGAUUGAAAGCCAUUUGUUAUAACAAGAUAUAAGAGUGAGUAGAUGGCGCUAUGUCCAUUCCAUACAAAUUCAAAUUUACUUUUACACGAUAAAAUAGAUGAGAUAUCAAUGGGGUAUCAGAGUUUUCUCUGUGACAUUCAAAUCACACAAAUUGUGACUUCACAUGUAUACUCCUCAAAUGUAUGAAAAGGUGUUAAAUAAUACAUUUGAUAGAUCAAUACAUUUGUAGCCAUAAGUAUUGCCAGUCAUAUGAAAUAAUUAGUGAAUUAUCUUCUCCAAAGGAGUAGGACAGUAAAAGGUUGGAAAAUCAUCAGCAAUUAACAGGUGUAGUUAAGUAAUAAAAUUUAAAAGCAGCGAUACAAAUGAUUAUGAUGUGAAGAUUAUUAUCAAGGAAUUGGAAUCAUUACAAUUAAUAACAAAAUAAAUUUAAAAACAAUUAUAUUGUGGGGAGUUUACUCCUGCGUAGAGUGAAAAAUUAAUAUAUUUAUAAUUCAAUGUUCAAUAAAUCGUUUAAAAAAAGGGUACCCGCUUUUGAUGCACGCGUGAAAAUAUAAGUU